CCCAUCCCCAAAAUUACCAUUCUACCCCUACCACCCCUUGCAUAUUCUCCCGCCCUCAAAUGCCCAUCUUCGUCAUUUUGACAGUUAAACCGAACCCCACUCACACCCCCAUUCCACCAUUUUCGCUUCUUCAACAAAAUUCUCCAUUUCUCUAACAAUGGCGAUGUUAGAAGCUUGCAUCAACACCAACACCACCACCAGAAAACGAAAACAACGUAUCUUCGAGUUCAAAACUUUCCCCAAAUCAAUCCGCGACCGGUCCGCUCCGUUUCGCGACAACAUUCGAUCAUUUCUCGACGAAUUCUGCGAACAAAUCGAACCACAACUUAACAUAUGGUCUACUCUCCUUUUAUGCGAAUCAAACGGCGUCGUUUUCCCUCUUUACACUAUUGAAGAACACAUCAACGAUCACUCUCUUCGCCCCUUCUGCUGCCACUGCAAAUUCGUUGGAUGGGGACAUCAUUUUGUGUGUAAAAGAAGGUACCGGUUUAUGAUCCCAUCGUACGGUGAUAAACAGCCGAUGAGAGAUUACGAUCAGAACAACAAUUUGGAGCUUGAUGAUUCGUAUGUUUUGCAUGGAUUGAUUCACUGCAAUGGUUUUGGUCAUCUGAUUUCUGUUAAUAAGUUGGAUUUGGGUUCUGCAAAUUCUCUUACUGAAGCUGACGUCAUGAGUUUUUGGGAUGGUAUUUGCACUUCACUCAAAACCAGGAAAGUAUCAGUGGCUGAUGUUAAGUUAGAUAGAUCUAUGGAAUUAAGGUUAAUUCAUGGAGUGGCUUUCAAGAGUUCAUGGUUUGGAAAUUGGGGAUAUAAAUUCGGUAACGGUAGUUUCGGUGUAACAGAGGACAAAUACAGGGGAGCGGUACAGUUUCUAGCCGAAUUAAGCCUCGAUAAGAUCAUUGAUGACUUCAAAAGUAGUCGCCAUCGAAACAGGCUUCAACGAAUGAUUUGUAAGUAUCAGGAGUUUAGUGAAUCGCGACUGCGUUCGUUGAGUGAGCUUAUGCAAUGUGUUCUUGAGUUUAAGGAAACUAGAGAGAUUGAGAGGGCGAUUUUGUCACCGAGAAAAGUAUGUAAGUAUGAACAUUAUGCAAGCGAUGAAGAAAGUCGAAAUUCGAUGUGUUUGGAACAGUUUUUGACUUCUCUGCUGGAUGCAGACGGUAGAUGGCCACCGAAACGAGUGGAGUAUUCGCUUGAAGUGAUCGUGAAGUUACUGAAACAGAAGAACGAUCCGAUUUCGAGAGAUGAGCUCAGGGAAAGGGCCCGACCGUUUGUUGGGGAUACCGGGUUGAUUGAUUUCGUGUUAAAGUCGAUUAAUGUGUUAAGUUUUGAGAAUUAUGUUAUUCGACGGGUGGUCAACUCGUUGACCAGGUUAGUCGAGUUUGAGAUCUGUGAGGCUGCCUAUGAUCUGGUGGACAUGAAACCGGUCUCGUCGUUGUGGAAACUUGAGCCACGAUGGCCGAAGCAGAGGCUCGAAAGGACGGCUAAAGUGAUUGCAAAUAUUCUGAAAGAUCAUAAGGUUUUGAAUCCGGGAAGAAACGGGGCAAUGUCGCGUAAAGAUUUGAGAAAUAUGGCUAGCAAGUAUGUGGGUGACACGGGUUUGAUCGAUUUCGUGUUGAAAUCGAUCGAUAACUUGGUCGUCGGGAAUCAUAUCAUUUCCCGCACGAAAAACCCGUUAACCCGUUUGAUGGAAUUUGAGAUCCGAGACCGAAACAGUGAAGAAUUUGGAAGUGAAGAAGAGAGAGAUGUUUAUGGAGAUAUAUUGUUUCUGUACAAAAAAGUUCUAUUGGGUUACCCCUUGUGGAACUCAGUGAGUCAAGCGUGUAGACUCGUGUUGAACAGUAAAUAUUUCGUUAAAGAAUGGGAGUUAGGGGUAGGAAAUGCCGAGUUUAUGACACUAACAUGCCGGGUUUUACCGAGUUUUCAUGAGUUGGACACUGAGUUGACUCGCCCACUGCCACCUGGCGAGUUGGUAAUGGUGACACCGUGGAUGACGAUAGCCAAUCUGCGCGAGGUGGCUCAGCGUGCACUGAGAGACACAUAUUGCAUGAUGAACAAGUUUGUAGUAGGGCAAAUUGGGGGAUUAAAGGGGAUACAAGACGAGAUGGUGCUAGCGUACGCUGUGGAGGCGGGUGCGGAGGUUUGGGUUAGAGGGUGUGGGUUGGACUUGAGUACAGGGCUUAGGUACGAAGGAGGCGAUGGAUACGAGUGGGAAUCGAGGGUGGAGUGUGUUUGUGGGGCCCGUGAGGACGAUGGAGAAAGGAUGGUGGCGUGCGAUGAAUGCCACGUGUGGAAGCAUACUAUGUGCAGCGGCAUAGAUGAUGACGAACUCGAACUCGGGGAGUUCGUGUGCGGUGAUUGCGAUGCUAAGAGCAAGAGUGAGCUUUUGAGUCAAUAGGCAAUGCGUUGGGUUUGGGAGAUGAGAAGGAAUAUUUAAUUAAUUUAUUUAUUACUUUAUAUUACAAAAAUAUAUAUGUGGAAUUUAAGAGA
Messenger RNA from Helianthus annuus (common sunflower), 2484 nucleotides. Its product is annotated as PHD finger protein At2g01810. The coding region runs from base 158 to 2392 and encodes 744 amino acids. NCBI's taxonomy places the organism in Eukaryota, Viridiplantae, Streptophyta, Magnoliopsida, Asterales, Asteraceae. The transcript is spliced from 3 exons. The record is from RefSeq and is a predicted model, not a curated record.